Molecule: messenger RNA, 846 nt
Organism: Linnemannia hyalina
Lineage: Eukaryota; Fungi; Mortierellomycota; Mortierellomycetes; Mortierellales; Mortierellaceae
Source: the annotation of a GenBank genome assembly
AUGGACAAAUACCAGAAAAUCGAGAAACUCGGUGAAGGCACAUACGGUAUCGUGUAUAAGGCCCAGAACCGAGAGACAAACGAUGUAGUCGCCCUCAAGCGCAUCCGUCUCGACAAUGAGGAAGAAGGCGUGCCAUGUACAGCCAUCCGCGAGAUCUCCUUGCUCAAAGAGCUUAAGCAUGCCAACAUCGUCCGGUUGUACGACGUGCUGCAUACGGAAAAGAAGCUGACGCUGGUCUUUGAAUUCCUGGACUCGGAUCUGAAGAAGUUUCUGGAUACCUACAGCGGAGAUAUCGAUGUCUUGACGAUAAAGCAAUUGAUGUACCAACUGUUGAGAGGAAUCGCCUACUGCCACGAACACCGAGUCUUGCAUCGAGACUUGAAGCCGCAGAAUUUGUUAAUCAACAAGAAGGGCGACUUGAAGCUGGGCGAUUUUGGACUGGCGCGCGCAUUUGGAAUUCCUGUCAGGAGUUAUUCUCACGAGCAAUAUUCCACGUCGAUCGACAUUUGGUCCGCAGGAUGCAUCUUUGCAGAAAUGGCAUCAGGAAGACCAUUGUUCCCAGGAAGUUCAGUCAAGGAUCAGUUGCUCAAGAUUUUCAAGAUCUUGGGAACACCCACGGAAGAGACAUGGCCAGGAUUGUCAAAACUGCCCGAGUAUCGACCCGAUUUCCCCAUGUACAAACCUGUUCCUUUGGUCAACCUCGUUCCCAAGUUGGAUGGUCCAGGUGUCGAUCUUUUGAGCCGCCUUAUUACGUAUAACCCAGAGCGGAGGAUAACAGCUGAGGCGUCUCUUGCUCAUCCAUACUUUGACGAGGUCAGGAGACGCGAAGGUCAAAGUAAUGCCUAG